AAAUCAUGGAAAUGGCCAAAAUUGUAGUAUAAAUAGGACCUCUAUGGUUGCCCAAAGACACAUAACAAACAACAAUAUUCUACGUAGUAGUUCAUAGAAUUAUCUAAGAUGAUGAUGAAAAGAAUGGGGGCUUGGAUGUUGCUAGCAUUAUUGACUUUGAUUGGCGAAUGGUCUGGUCGUUGUUAUGGGUGUUUGGAGGAAGAGAGGAUUGGUCUCUUGGAGAUCCAAUCUUUGAUCGACCCAGAUGGCAUUUCCUUGAGACAUUGGGUGGACAGUAGUAAUUGUUGUGAGUGGCCUGAAAUCGAGUGUGAUAACACUACAAAGCGAGUGAUCCAACUCUCUCUUAGUGAAGCAAGGGAUUAUAGCUUGGGCGAUUGGGUUCUCAACGCAUCUUUGUUUCAGCCUUUCAAAGAAUUGCAAAGUCUUGAUUUGGGAUAUACUAGAUUGGUUGGUUGCAUGGAGAAUGAAGGCUUCGAAGUCCUAUCAUCAAAACUGAGCAAUCUUGACCUACGUGUUAACCAAUUUACUAAUGAUAAAAGCAUUUUGUCAUGUUUCAAUGGUAACCUUUCCACUCUCAAGUCUUUGGAUCUAUCAGACAAUUGGUUGACAGCUGGAUCAGGUUUCAAAGUCUUGUCAUCAAGGUUGAAAAAGCUGGAGAACCUUCAUCUAUGGGGGAAUCAAUUCAACGAUAGCAUUUGUCCAUCUCUAACUGGAUUUUCAUCCCUCAAGUCUUUGGAUCUAUCGUUCAAUCAGCUGACAGGAUCAGGUUUCAAAGUCUUGUCAUCAAGGUUGAAAAAGCUGGAGAACCUUCAUCUAUGGGAGAAUCAAUUCAACGAUAGCAUUUUUCCAUCUCUAACUGGAUUUUCAUCCCUCAAGUCUUUGGAUCUGUCCUACAAUGAGUUGACAGGAUCAGGUUUUGAGAUCAUAUCAUCACAUUUGAGGAAACUCGAGAACCUGGACCUGAGCCAUAAUAUAUUCAACGACAGCAUUUUAUCACAUCUGCGUGGAUUUUCUUCUCUCAAGUCUUUAAAUUUAUCAUAUAAUGAGUUGACAGGAUCGACGACUGUCAAUGGGACUUUCUUCAAUUCUAGCACCCUUGAAGAAUUGCAUCUAGAUCGUACUUCUCUCCCAAUAAACUUUCUCCAGAAUAUUGGAGCAUUGCCUGCUCUUCAAGUCUUGUCUGUUGGUGGAUGUGACCUCCAUGGCACCCUACCCGCUCAAGGUUGGUGUGAAUUGAAGAAUCUGAAGCAGUUAGAUAUCUCUGGAAAUAAUUUAGGAGGUUCACUCCCAGAUUGUAUGGGAAACUUGUUAUCUUUACAACUAUUAGAUGUUUCUGAAAACCAAAUUACUGGAAAUAUUGCCUCUAGUCCCCUUACCAACCUCAUAUCCCUUGUAUUCCUCUCACUAUCAAAUAACCUCUUUGAAGUUCCCACUUCAAUGAAGCCUUUUUUGAACCACUCAAGCCUCAAGUUCUUCUCUAGUGAGAACAACAGACUAGUAGCAGAACCUGCUGCCAUUGAUAAUUUGAUUCCAAAGUUCCAACUAGUCUUUUUUAGCUUGUCAAAAACAACAGAAGCAUUCAAUGUAGAAAUUCCCGACUUCCUCUAUUACCAAUACAACUUAAGAGUCCUUGAUCUCUCCCACAACUACAUCACCGGAAUGUUUCCAUCAUGGUUGCUUAAGAACAACACACGAUUGGAGCAACUAUAUCUGAGCAAGAACUCCUUUGUUGGUGCUUUGAAGUUGCAAGAUCACCCAUAUCCGAAUAUGACCAAAUUAGAUAUAUCCAACAACAACAUGAACGGUCAAAUUUCAAAAAAUAUUUGUUUGAUCUUUCCAAAUCUGUUGAGCUUAAGGAUGGCUAAGAAUGGAUUCACAGGUUGUAUUCCUUCUUGUUUAGGAAAUAUUAGCUCUUUGAAAAUUUUAGAUUUAUCCAACAAUCAAUUGUCCACAGUAAAACUAGAACAACUAACAACAAUAUGGUUUCUCAAGUUGUCAAACAACAAUUUGAGUGGGCAAAUACCAACCUCGGUGUUCAAUUCUUCAACCUCAGAAUUUCUCUAUCUAAGUGGUAACAACUUUUGGGGUCAGUUAUCAGAUUUUCCAUUAUAUGGGUGGAAAGUGUGGAGUGUAUUGGAUUUGAGUAACAAUCAAUUUUCAGGCAUGCUUCCAAGGUGGUUUGUCAAUUCUACACAACUUAAGAUAGUUGAUUUGUCCAAAAACCAUUUUAAGGGUCCGAUCCCAAGAGGCUUUUUUUGUAAGUUUGACCAACUUGAAUAUUUGGACCUUUCUGAGAACAACUUGUCUGGAUAUAUAUCAUCUUGUUUCAAUUCACCACAAAUAACCCAUGUGCAUCUAUCCAAAAAUAGAUUGAGCGGUCCAUUAACAUAUGGAUUUUAUAACAGCUCUUCCCUGGUUACGAUGGAUCUUCGAGAUAACAGCUUCACCGGCUCCAUUCCAAAUUGGAUUGGCAAUCUUUCAUCAUUGAGUGUUCUUCUUCUACGGGCUAAUCACUUUGAUGGUGAGCUCCCUGUUCAGUUAUGCUUGUUAGAACAAUUAAGCAUUUUGGAUGUUUCACAAAACCAACUCUCCGGUCCACUACCCUCUUGUUUGGGGAAUCUUACCUUCAAGGAAAGUUCCCCGAAAGCAUUCGCGGAUCCUGGAGAAAUUUUUCCAUCAAGGUCCAUAGAAAAAGCUUAUUAUGAAACAAUGGGCCCACCACUAGUGGAUAGUGUGUACAACUUGGGAUAUUAUUUUUGGCUUAACUUUACAGAAGAAGUGAUAGAAUUUACAACUAAAAAAAUGUCUUAUGGUUACAAAGGGAUAGUUCUCAGCUACAUGUAUGGUAUUGAUCUCUCCAAUAACAACUUAAUAGGAGCAAUCCCACUAGAAUUUGGAAAGUUAAGUGAGAUACUGUCAUUAAACUUAUCACACAACAAUCUCACUGGAUCUAUCCCUGCAACAUUCUCAAACCUAAAGCAGAUUGAGAGUUUGGAUCUUUCUUACAACAACUUGAAUGGUGUCAUCCCUCCACAACUUACUGAAAUUACCACACUAGAAGUUUUUAGUGUGGCGCACAAUAACUUGUCAGGUAAGACACCCGAGAGAAAAUAUCAGUUUGGGACCUUCGAUGAAAGUUGUUACGAAGGAAAUCCUUUCUUGUGUGGACCUCCAUUGCGAAACAAUUGUAGCGAGGAAGCAGUGCCGUCGCAGCCAGUGCCUAAUGAUGAACAAGGAGAUGAUGGUUUCAUAGACAUGGAGUUCUUCUACAUCAGUUUCGGUGUAUGUUACACAGUUGUGGUGAUGGCGAUUGCAGCAGUUCUCUACAUCAAUCCAUAUUGGCGACGCAGGUGGUUGUACUUCAUCGAAGACUGCAUAGGUACUUGCUACUAUUUUGUGGUGGCUAGUUAUCGCAAGUUCUCCAACUUCAGAAGGUGAAUUUGUUACUAGGAAGAUGGUCGUUCCUAGUUUUUGAUGAUUGUUUGUCCUGUAUGUCUAGCUAUUGGGUGCUUCAUUUGUAGUGUACUGUCUCUAAGCUCAGCCUCUCAAUUUGAUUAGUUAUUUGUGCUAAAUAAGCAGGACUUGUCAUUCCUGAACCAUUAGGAAGGGAACUGAUUUGGAUUGGUCAUUGACUCGGCUAUGAUUACUCUUUCAAUUCUCAAGACUUGUUUGAAAAUAAAUUGCCAAAACCACUACUAAGUAGAAACAAAAUAUUCUAUGCCUCUAUUUCAAGGGCUACCCCACCUCAGUUAUUCAAUCAAAGCAUUGAAAUUGGAGCAAGAAGAUCCACCUUCUUCAACAGCCUUCCUGGCCAUUUCUCCUUUCUGCUAGCUUCUUUGCUCUUUCCUCUGCUUCUUCACCCAUCAUAAUUUGAGUGAUUGCCUUCUCUACAA
This is a messenger RNA of Populus trichocarpa (black cottonwood), 3893 nucleotides long. Its product is annotated as receptor like protein 21. The transcript has 8 exons. The record is from RefSeq and is a predicted model, not a curated record. NCBI's taxonomy places the organism in Eukaryota, Viridiplantae, Streptophyta, Magnoliopsida, Malpighiales, Salicaceae. Gene Ontology annotation, molecular function: protein binding. The coding region runs from base 109 to 3438 and encodes 1109 amino acids.